CUCUCUCAUUUGGCAUUAACCCAACUUCACCUUACUCAGUUUGUUCUAUUCAGCUUCACUAAUCACUACUACUACUAAAACUAAAUCAUUUGUUUAAGAUUACUCGAAUAAUUUUCCGAAGAACGAUAUGCAGAAAAUUAUAGUUUCGCUGGAGUUACACGACGACAGAUGCAAGCAGAAAGCUAUGAGAUCAGUUUCUGGUAUUUCAGGAGUUGAUUCAGUAUCAAUAGAUAUUAAAGACAAGAAACUAACAGUAAUUGGAGAUGUUGAUGCAAUACUUAUUGUAAAGAAACUAAGAAGACACUGUCAUACAACAAUAGUUUCAAUUGGGUCAGCAAAAGAACCAGAAAAGAAGAAGGAAGAACCGAAAAAAGAAGAACCAAAGAAAAUUGAAUACGCGUAUACUUAUGGAGCUUAUAAUCCUCAUAUACCUACACAUUAUUAUGAUCCCACAUAUUACUAUGUUUAGAGCGUCCACAGUGGUGCGAGUAUAACCAAAGACCAAAGACUAAAAAAAAAGACCAAAUUUGGGUUUAGUCCGUCAUGUGGCGUAGUGGGAAAAGAGUAUAUUUGAUCGUGCGUUGAUAAACA
Papaver somniferum (opium poppy) is the source of this 591-nucleotide messenger RNA. Its product is annotated as heavy metal-associated isoprenylated plant protein 39-like. Gene Ontology annotation, molecular function: metal ion binding. Lineage: Eukaryota; Viridiplantae; Streptophyta; Magnoliopsida; Ranunculales; Papaveraceae. The record is from RefSeq and is a predicted model, not a curated record. Bases 128 to 469 code for a protein of 113 amino acids. The transcript has 2 exons.